AUGCCUGCCCGCAAGCGCGCCGCGAGCGAGAUGGAGCGGGAGGAAAGCACCGAGACGCCGAGCACGUUACAGAGACUGCGCAGCAUGUGGCAGUUUGCCAACCUCGCCCAGUACGUUGCCCUAUUCGGCGACGCCGUAAAGAUCGACAAGGACUUCGACAUCGAGGAGCUGGAGUCCGAAUGCCUGAAGCCUGGGCCGUCCGAGAAGCUCGCCGCCAUCGGCCUGGCGCUUCUGAAGCAUGUGUCGUCACACAAGGGCCUCACGCCAGCCAUCUUCGAUGAAUACACACGCCGCCAAUACCUCGCCAAAGCACCCGAGCGCAAUCCUUUCGGCGAAGAAGACGAGCCCAACAAGUUCGACGACUUUGACGUCUUCACCAAAAUACGCGUUCUGCAGCAGCUCUCCACGUGGACACUGAACAACCCAAACUCGAUACGGGAAAGGCUAGCCGCCACCGACAGCGAACAAACACUAUGGCGCAUGGAACCUACCGGCUGGGACUCGCAAGAUCGAGUUCUGUUUGUGCUCGACGACAACCGCAUGUACCGCCGAACCGAUCCCCCUGCUUCCGCGCCUCCACAAAAGGCAAAAGCCAAAGCCAAAUCGAAGUCAAGGGCGAACAAGUCAAGAGGUACCCGGGCUAGCAAGCGUCAGAAGCAGUCGACGCCGGAAGUAGAGGACGAGGACGAGGACGAGGACGAGGACGAGGACGAGAACGAGGACGAGGACGAGGUCGAGCAGGAAGAGGCUCCCGCGGUUCAAGAGCCAGAAGUAGUCGAAGACGGUCUUGGCGGCAUGAAGUGGGAGUGCCUCUGUGUCACCCUGGAGGAUUACCGCGACUACCUCAGCGGCAUCCGGAGAAGUCGUGACCCCAACGAAAAGAUACUGUACAAGCGUCUCGAGGAGGAGGUGAUUCCGGUAAUGGAGGGGUUGGCCGAAGAACAGGCGCGGAAACAAGCUCGCAAGGCAAGAGAGUUGGAAAACCUGCAGAAGCUCGCCACAGCGAAACGCUCUUCUCGCAUUUCGGCCAGGGUCGAGAAGCAAAAGGAGGUCGAGGAGGUCGAGGCUGCGGAGCGCAAGAGACAAGAAGAGCUCGCCAUGGCCAAGGCCGAGCAGGCGAAACAGAGGAAGCUGGAAGAGGCACACGACUCUCGCAGAAUGACACGAGAGCAGCGGCUUCGUGAACGCGAGACUGCAAAGGUCCUGAAGGAAGAAGAACUGCGCAGGCUACAGGACAACGAGCAAAAGCUGGCUUCCAACAACGCCCGUUUGUCUGAACGACAUCUCAAAGCGAUGAUGAAACAACACGAGGCCGACCUCAAGAGACUCAACGAGGAAGAAGACUGGUUCUUCGACUGCGAGAAGUGUGGUGUCUACGGGUCGAAUCUGAACGACAACUCGCCGCAGGUGUCGUGUGAGAAGUGCAACGUGUGGCAGCACGUCAAGUGUCACGGCAUCUCAGAAGAAGAGGUGGAGGAUCCAAAGUUCGAGUUCAUCUGCACAUCGUGUAAGCGCAAAGAGGAGGAUGCUAACCAGCCCAAACUGCCGCCCCUAAAACUACGAAUGACUUCGGCUUCACCAGCUUCUCGAGCAAACGGCGAGGUUUCUUCGACUUUGCAACGCCGCUUGGAGUCUGUCACAAUCCCUGCACCCCGUCCUGCCUCGUCACAAAGCCAUCAACCACAUUUCCAGCCUGCACAGCCUUGGGUCGAUGGGCCUAGUCUGUCUCCUCGUGGGCAAGCUCUCGGACCUCCUGGCAUCCAAAACUCGGAAGCUGCUUACGGAUCACCGUCUCGCAUCCCAGACGGCAGUUCUUCACCAAUACGGCAGCGACCGGCCUCUUCCUCACGACCAGCUGAAAGCUCUUUCAGGUCGAAUGGCCUUGGUUCUUCGCCGCCGCCCUUCAAUCUACCGCAAGCACCAACAAGUCCGUUCAAGAGCAUUCGCAUGCCUCUUCCCCAACAGAACGGCGGUUCAUUUGGCUCGUCAAAUCCAUUCGGUCCAUCACAGCACACGCCCGUGGCCCAGACCUUCAACCAGAGCUUCAAUCAGAGCUUCAGCCGACCAAGCACAGCCGCUGGACCCGCUGGAUCUCCAGUAAAGCAUUCGCCCGCAAACUCACCGCGCCCCGCAAACGGCCUCCCAACCGUCUACAACUUCAACAGUCCGCACUCUUCCUUCCCUCCCAGCUCCGUACAACGACCCUCUUUCUCACCGAUAAAGCACAGCUCGCCAGCCCCGACGCCACACAUGUCUUCACCCGUACCCGCGCCGGCGCCUGUGCGCAUUGCUCCCUCGCCAGGCCAGAUGCCGGCGCAAAUCUUACCCGACGCCAUCCCCGCGCCGCUGAAGCACGACGGCGCGCGGCCGACGAGCAGCCACGAGAUGAGCGAGACGCCCAUCUUCCCGCCCAUCAAGAGCCUGAACCCGGACGCGAGUCCGCAGAUUCUCAGCCCGCCGGUCAAGAAGAGCAGUCCGUCGCCAGACCGGCAUCGACUUGUCCCGCUUGGCGAGAACGGGCUCGGCUCGGCUCAGUAA
Messenger RNA from Ascochyta rabiei, 2538 nucleotides. RefSeq names its product DNA-directed RNA polymerase. The transcript is spliced from 5 exons. The record is from RefSeq and is a predicted model, not a curated record. Gene Ontology annotation, cellular component: RSF complex. NCBI's taxonomy places the organism in Eukaryota, Fungi, Ascomycota, Dothideomycetes, Pleosporales, Didymellaceae. Gene Ontology annotation, biological process: regulation of DNA-templated transcription. The coding region runs from base 1 to 2538 and encodes 845 amino acids.